Adineta ricciae is the source of this 2211-nucleotide messenger RNA. NCBI's taxonomy places the organism in Eukaryota, Metazoa, Rotifera, Eurotatoria, Adinetida, Adinetidae. The record is from the annotation of a GenBank genome assembly.
AUGAGCAGUACGAUGAGCACCGCAAAUACAUCAAUACCCAUCACUAAGAUGGUUAAUGAUCUAUUCUUACAAUGGCUUUCAUUACCAGACACACGCACUACUCUUUCUGCUGCUUUACAUAGUGUUCGAACGAAUAGUAAAAUGCCCGAGCCUAUUGCUUAUUCGAAGAUUCAGACAACGCGCGGAGGAGGAUUUUCAAAAUCUCAGCAUUUCGAUUCACCGCCCGUUUCACCCGUGCCACGAACCCCUUCGAGUCCUCGUUUUACGUCCUCCAAUAAUUAUUCCAUUGUUGAAAAUACAUCUGGUAUAAAUAAUAAUAAUAACGAUGACAAAAAGUUGCGUACACCGAAAAAAACAUUCGCAGAGAAUACCACUCCAACAAAUAUUGAUCAACAACCAGUCAUAAUCGAAAAAGUUUCAACUCCGUCAUCAGCUAAGCCCGAAGUUAUCGCCUCAACACCGAUCAUAUCAGCUAGUAUCAAUUCAAAUCGUUCGACAACCUCCACUACGAACACAACUCCAGCAAGGCCAUCGCAACAAACUCCUGUUCUACAACCACCUUCAACUGCUGUUCGUGAACAAUCUCCCCGAACACCAAAUACAACUGUUCUUUCUCCAAAUGACCGACAGGAUAAUAACAAAUCCUCACCCGUUGUCAACGCAGCAAAAACUCCCGUUUUAUCAUCAAAUGAAAAACCUACUCGACCCAUGCCAUCAACAACAGUUACUCCACAACCAACUCCCAUCAAUGUUCGAAUAGAGUCCAAACCUAAACCAGUCGAACCCAUUCCGAAAUUUUACUUUCCUAAUGGAAAGGUAACCACUACAUCAACCAAUGAAACUGUCCUAAUGAAACAUCUCCGACAAGCCAAAGACGAACUAUUUACCCCCAAACACGAUAAACUACAUCUAGAAGAUUUUGGAAAACUUGCUCAAAUAAUCGGACUGAGUUUAUAUUGGAAAGCACCUCUAUUUCGUUCGUGUGUAUACGAAAAUCUGGGUGCCAAAGCUAGUAUAACAGCAACCACAACUAUAAACUACAUUCAAUUCGAAUCAUUUUGGACUAAACUUUGUAAAGCAAACCAUGACCAUGCUUUGAAAUUUAUCUAUCUACUCAUACAUUCAUCAUCGCCAGCAGCUUCAACGUUACCCAUGAAUCGACAUUAUCUAACAACGGACGAUUGGGAUUAUCUAGUACAGGAUAUAAUCGAUACACAUCCGGGUUUGAAAUUUCUUCGCGAAGCCAAAGAAUUUCAUUCCAGAUACAUCAAAACCGUUGUUGCGCGAGCUUAUUACAACUGCAAUCGCUCGUGGAGUGGAAAACUAACUGUACAAGAAAUAAGACGAUCGAAUUUCAUUCAGACAUUCGAUCGGCUUGAGCAAGAAGAUGAUAUUAAUCGUAUACAUGAUUACUUCUCUUAUGAACAUUUCUAUGUUAUUUAUUGUAAAUUCUGGGAAUUAGAUUCUGAUCAUGAUCUCUUUAUUAGUCGAGAUGAUUUAGCUAAACAUUGUAAUGGAGCAAUUUCGAACAAAAUGAUCGACCGAAUAUUCUCUGGUGCUGUUUCCAAUACUCCAAAUAUGAAAGAAGGAAAAAUGUCUUAUUAUGAAUUCGUAUGGUUUCUAAUAUCAGAAGAAGACAAACGUUCACCAACAAGUAUUGAAUAUUGGUUUCGUUGUAUGGAUAUUGAUGGCGAUGGUAUUCUUUCUAUGUAUGAAUUAGAUUAUUUCUAUCAAGAACAAGUACAUAAAAUGGAAAUCUAUGGCAUUGAAUAUAUGCCAUUUGAGGAUUGCAUAUGUCAAAUGUUGGAUUUGGUUAAACCCGAAGAGCAAAAUAAAAUACGAUUAAAAGAUUUAAAACGAUGCAAAUUAACCAAUGUAUUCUUCGAUACAUUCUUUAAUUUGGAUAAAUACUUGAAUAAUGAACAGAAAGAUCCAUUUUCAAAUUUGAAAGAUCCCGAAGCACCUGAUCUAUCCGAUUGGGUCAAAUUCGCUGAAGCUGAAUAUGACAAUCUAACGCACGAAGAUGGUGGUAAUGACAAUCUCGAUGAUGGAAAUUAUGAUGAAGAUUUUGAAGAUGAAGAUAACGAAGUUGAAGCAGUGACCAAUCGAAAACUAGGGAAUAAUGCUAUUUCAUCACCGCAACGACAUCCUUCAGAGCUAAAUAGCAAAAUCGAUGAUUUAGAAGACGAACUCAAACGUUGGAAAGAUUGA